Chironomus riparius is the source of this 2541-nucleotide messenger RNA. The record is from the annotation of a GenBank genome assembly. Lineage: Eukaryota; Metazoa; Arthropoda; Insecta; Diptera; Chironomidae.
AUGGGUAAAAAGACCAAAAUUGGAAAGGAUCGGCGUGAUAAGUUCUACAAAUUAGCUAAAGAAACAGGAUACAGAUCUCGUGCUGCUUUUAAGUUGAUUCAACUUAAUCGGCGAUUUGGAUUCUUACAGCAGUCACAAGUAUGUGUAGAUUUAUGUGCUGCCCCUGGUGGAUGGAUGCAAGUAGCUAAACAAAAUAUGCCAGUUUCAAGCAUUGUUAUUGGCGUUGAUUUGUUCCCAAUUAAAGCAGUUCCUGGAUGUAUAAGUCUUACAGAGGACAUUACAACAGAUAAGUGCAAGCAGUCACUCACAAAAGAACUCAAAACAUGGAAAGUUGAUGUAUUCCUUAAUGAUGGUGCACCAAAUGUUGGUAGAAAUUGGCUUUUUGAUGCAUAUCAGCAGAUCUGCUUGUCACUUAGUGCUGUUAAGUUAGCUACAGAAUUCCUAAGACCAAAUGGAUGGUUUAUUACGAAAGUAUUCAGAAGUAAAGAUUACAAUGCAUUCAUUUGGGUAUUAAAGCAGUUGUUUAAGAAAGUCUAUGCCACUAAACCGUCGGCAUCACGUAAAGAAUCUGCUGAAAUUUUCAUCGUAUGUCAAGGAUAUAAAGCACCAACAAAAAUUGAUCCACGUUUUAUGGAUCCAAAGUAUGUUUUUGAGGAAUUGGACAUUUCACCAGCAAAACCUGUUGAUUUAUUAAAGGAACCAAAAGGAGAUAAGAAAGCAAAAGCUAUUGGAUAUGAAUCAAUUGAUUUGAGAAAGAUUGUUAAAGCUUCAGAUUUCCUUCAAGCUGAAAGUGCAUUGGAAGUGCUACAAAUAGCUACAGAAAUAAAUGUUGAUGAUCCAAAAAUAGAAAAUCAUAAAGCAACAACAACAGAGAUUAAGGAAUGCUUUAAGGACAUUAAAGUAUUAAAUCGCAAGGAUUUAAAGGACAUUAUUAAAUGGUGGAAGCUACUUAAAGCUGAAUUCUAUCCAGUUGAAGCAAGCGAAUCAAAAACAGAGAAUGAACAACCAAAAGAAAUCACAGAGGAUGAUAAAGAGGAUAUGGAACUUGCUGAAAUGGAUAAGCAUAUUGAGGAAUUACAACUUGAGGAAACACGCGAGGAGAAACGCAAAAAGAAAAAGGCAAAUAAGGAACGAGCAAAAUUAGAUCAAAAACUUGCCCUUAAAAUGAUCAUAAAAGGUGAUUCCGGUCCACAAGAAGAAGGCGAUGGGGAAGUUUUUGAUUUAAAUGAAAUUAAGAAUAAGAAAGUUCUCGAAACAUUUAUGGACGGUGUUGAUUUGACUAAGAAACGUGAUCGAAAAAAGAAAGCUCAAUCAAAAAUGGUUGCAUAUGAUGAAAAUGAAUUGUUAGACGAUGAAGCACAUAUUCCGACAAUAACAAGCGAUAAUGAGGAUUCUGAUGAAAUUGAGGAAGAAUUAGGAUUAGAGGACCUAGAAGGAAGUGAGAAUGAAGGGGAUGACAACUGGGAUUAUCAUCCAAAGGCAAAAAACGGAGUCCAAGGAAGCGAAAGUCGGGGUACCGUUUCCGGAAAAAAUAAGAAAAAUCCCCUCUUAACGGAUUUGGACUAUCGUGAUAAGGAUGCAAAGAAAGCAGCAAAGGCAAAUCUCUGGUUUGAAAAGGAUAUCUUUAAAAAUAUGAAAAAUACUGAAGAUCAAGAUGAGGACAUAGAUUUCAAUUCAUUGGUAAAGGAUUUAAAGAAAAAGGGCGUAAAAGUUAUUGGUGAAGAUGAAAAUAAAAAACCAGAUUUAACUCUGAUGGGCAAAAAGGCACGUCGACGUGCACGACACGAGUUAGAUGGUGAAAAAAAGAAAGCAGAAUCAUCAGACGAUUCAGACUCUGAAGUUGAAGAGAAUUUAAAUAUGCCAGAAUCAGACGAUGAGAGUCACGAAAAGGAACCCAAACAAAAGAAAAUCAAAUUGACUGAAGAAGAAUUGGCUUUGGGACAAUUGAUGGUAACAAGCCAGAAAAUGAAACGUGAUGUUGUUGACGGCGCAUGGAAUCGUUACAUGUUUAAUGAUGACAAUCUCCCUGAUUGGUUUGUUGAGGAUGAAAAGAAGUCUAUGAGAAAGCCAAUGCCAGUUUCAGAGGAAUUAGUUGCAAAUUAUCGUAAGAACUUGACAGAAUUUAAUACAAGAUCAAUAAAGAAAGUAAUGGAAGCAAAGGCACGUAAGAAGCGACAAGCUAAGAAGCAAAUGAGUAAACUUACAAAGAAAGCUGAGAAUAUUUUGGAAAAUGCUGAUCAAACAGGUCAAGAAAAGAUUAAAUUAAUAAAGAAAUUGUACAAGAAAACUGAGAAAAAGAAGGAAGAAAUAUCAUACGUUGUUGCUAAAAAGGCAAGCUCUGGUGGAAAGAAAGUACGAAGACCAGCUGGUGUCAAAGGACGAUUUAAAGUUGUUGAUCCACGUUUAAAGAAAGAUAUGCGUGGUGAAAAGAAAAAGGAGAGAAUGAUGGGUAAGAAAAAAGGUGGUAAAGGCAAAAAAGGAGGUGGAGGUGGACAACAGAAAGGAGGCAAGCGAAUGGCUAGAAAGUUUUACACAUCUUAA